AUGGUAUAUUUUAAAAUAUCAACAUUUGUUAACGCUCUUCUAGUUCUAUAUUCAUUUAUAGCUCUAGUGAUUCCUGCGACACCUCCAGCUAUGCUACCAGCAGCAGACAAUCCCGCAAAAAUAGGAAUUAAAGAAAGUAAACCACCAGUCUUAGGUACUGGUAUCACUCUUGAAGCCACUUUCUUUGUUACAUCCAGUUGUUUUACUUUAUUAAUUUUAUUAUUUAGUUUGAUAUUUCGUUUACUCGUCAUCAAUACGAUAGCGGACCUGAGGAUACAGUUGAAUGAUCGUGAUCAAGAGCUGCUGCUGAAUGAUGUUGAAAUAGCAGGGCUACCUGAGGAGAGAAACGAGAACGUCCUCCAUCUCGUCAGCGUUGUAGCUGUGAAGCUGGGGCUGACCCUAGAGGAUCGCGACAUUGUGCACGCGGAGCGGCAGGGCGCCGUGAGACGCAACCGCGGCGACGGUGAAGGCGCGCCGCAGCAACCGCGACCGCUGGUCGUGCGGCUGGCGCGCAGGGCUCAACGCGACGCCUUGCUCCGCGCCGCGCGCGUCCGUCGCGGCCUCACCACGGCCGAUAUGAACAUUGCUGGGACGCCGAGGAAAUUCUACGUCAACGAGCGACUCACGCGGAAUAAUCGACAGCUGUUCGGUAAGACGCGCGAAGCGGCUUCCCGCUUGCAAUGGAAGUACGUGUGGACAAAAGGUGGCCGAAUAUUCACAAGGAAGGAAGAAGGUAAGGCUAUUGAACGAAUCAGUAGUGAAGAAGACAUCAAAAAAAUUUUUGGGUCUUAA
This is a messenger RNA of Papilio machaon (common yellow swallowtail), 792 nucleotides long. RefSeq lists its product as uncharacterized. The transcript has 4 exons. Lineage: Eukaryota; Metazoa; Arthropoda; Insecta; Lepidoptera; Papilionidae. The record is from RefSeq and is a predicted model, not a curated record. Bases 1 to 792 code for a protein of 263 amino acids.